Messenger RNA from Suillus bovinus, 1587 nucleotides. Its product is annotated as Metallo-dependent hydrolase. The transcript has 13 exons. NCBI's taxonomy places the organism in Eukaryota, Fungi, Basidiomycota, Agaricomycetes, Boletales, Suillaceae. Gene Ontology annotation, biological process: inosine biosynthetic process; adenosine catabolic process. The record is from RefSeq and is a predicted model, not a curated record. The coding region runs from base 1 to 1587 and encodes 528 amino acids. Gene Ontology annotation, molecular function: adenosine deaminase activity.
AUGCUUGCCGACUACUUCCAGAGACGUGAAAAACUUAUCGCAGAGGAUCGCGCAUUGCGUAUAGACCAUGUUCGUGCCAACUAUUCAGCGGCCGAGCUCAAGGCAGACAAAGUAGUGCGCUCCAUCCGUGCUAAAGAAGCUAUGUCUGUCUGGGGAGCUGAUCACGAGAACAUCCCUCACCCAUAUCCCGGGAUGGAGUUUCUGCAUGCCAAAGAAAUUAUUGUAAAGACAGAUCUCUACAGUAAAAUAGUCUCCAAAAUGCCAAAGGGCGCGCUGUUGCAUGUGCACCAGAACGCUUCAGUGGAGGCCAGAAUGGUGCUUGACCUGGCACUAGGUCAUCCUGCGAUACAUAUCUGUGUUCCGGGUCCGCUAGACGCGGCUUGCCUCAAAACUGUAUUGCCCAAGAUCCAGCCGAUUCCUGUAGAACAGUAUCCUGCCGUCAAUGCAGUUGGUAUCACAGAUCUUUCAUAUACUGGUGGCUGGGUUCCUAUCAAGAGGGCGCGAGAGCUCUUCGAUCCUGCACUAGGCGGCCCUGCCGGAUUUGAUACGUGGGUACUUAGCGCCUUUGUGAUCAAUCCAAGUGAUGCGUUUAAGACGUACAACACGCCGAUGAAAAUCUGGCUGAAAUUUGGAAGUACAUUUGGAGUGACCGAUCCCAUCAUCCGAUUCGUGCCGAUUCAAAAGGAAUACUUGCGGAUGUGCAUCCGCUCAUCGAUAGACGAUGGCAUCUCUUAUAUUGAGAUACGGACUAGUUUCUUUAGAAAAUACAUACUUGCAGAGGACGCGAAGACCAAACUUGAUCUGCGCGAACUACUCUUAAUAUUUCGAGAGGUCACGGACGAAAUGAAAGCGGAAAUGAAGGCGAAAGGCCGGGAAGACGAUUUCGUCGGGUUGAAGAUUAUCUAUAAUACCCUGAGAAUUAUCUCCCCCGAGGAAUUGGAAGCAGAGCUAGAUCAGUGCAGCAGAUUCAAAGAGGAAUUUCCGGAUCUUAUUGCUGGCAAGUUCCGCUUUGAUCUCGUGGGCCACGAAGAUGGAGCGGAGUGUAAACCACUAAUCUAUUACGCAGAACCGCUUCUGCGUUUCGCCGAGCAGCAUCCGGAUAUCCCAUUCAUCUUUCAUGCCGGUGAAACACUAGGCGAUGGCACUGAAGCGGAUAUGAAUCUGUAUGAUGCUAUCCUGCUUGGAACAAAGCGUAUCGGACACGGCUUCUCACUGGCCAAGCAUCCCAAAUUGAUGCAAAUUUGUCGAGAGAAGAAAAUAGCAAUUGAAGUCUGUCCUAUAUCAAAUGAAGUACUACGUCUUACCUCAUCGAUGCCUAUGCACCCCCUCCCGAUAAUCAUGAACCAAGGCAUUCCGGUGGUACUGUCUUCCGAUGAUCCUGCAAUGUUCAAUAGCAUGGGGUUAUCCUUUGAUUUCUUCCAGGUGCUAGUAGCAAGUGAAGUUACAGGACUCCUUACUCUCAGCCAAAUGGCCCGUGACAGUAUUACUUAUUCCUUGCUCGAUGAGGGGAGCAAGCGCAAGGCUAUGGAUGCGUGGGAAAGAAAGUGGACUAAAUUCGUUGAAGAGGUUGCAGCGAUGGAUCCGUGA